Molecule: messenger RNA, 2497 nt
Organism: Gastrolobium bilobum
Lineage: Eukaryota; Viridiplantae; Streptophyta; Magnoliopsida; Fabales; Fabaceae
Product: probable cyclic nucleotide-gated ion channel 20, chloroplastic
Exons: 12
Coding region: 1-2310 (769 amino acids)
Biological process (GO): monoatomic ion transport; transmembrane transport
Cellular component (GO): membrane
Molecular function (GO): monoatomic ion channel activity
Source: RefSeq, a predicted model, not a curated record
AUGGCAAAUUUUGAAAAUGAUAAGCUUCCGAUGCUGUCAGACACAGAUUCACAACCAUAUUAUGAACCCUCGGGUUCUAAAUUCAAAAAGCUUCUAUCCAGGACAAAAAGUGCACAAAUUUCUAUUCCUAUGAGCUCCUUGGAGUCAUAUGAGAGAGAAACUGGUCACGUGGGACAUACUGGUCCUCUUUGGAGUGAGAGAAAAAAUCCCUAUAUGCAGAUGAGUGGUCCACUAUAUGCUACCACUGGAAAUGGAAAUCUUUUGCAGCAGAGUUCAGUUGUAGCAGGAAACAAAGCAGAGGAGAGAAAGACAGAAAAUGUUGCUACGUUCCAUGGCACAGGUUCAAACUACUGGAAUAAUAACUAUGAUACAAAAAAUGAACACUUAAUGAGGUCUGGACAACUGGGAAUUUGUGAUGAUCCUUAUUGUACUACUUGCCCUACUUCCUUCAAGGCUUCUCAGCUAAGAAAUCCAAAACCUUCAACUAAAUUUGAUCCCAAGUUCCACAAUGCUCUAUACGGGGAUGCAAAGGGUUUUGCAAGAAAAUUCUUUUCUUUCUGCUCUUCUUUUGGUCCUGGAGUUAUGAACCCUCACACUAAAUUUGUACAACAUUGGAACAAGGGUUUGGCCAUUUUUUGCUUGGUUGCUAUUUUUGUGGAUCCAUUAUUUUUCUUCUUACUCUAUGUGCAGCAGGAUUAUAAUUGUAUUGUUAUCAACUGGAAUUUGACAAAAGCACUUGUCAUAGUUAGAAGCUUGAAUGAUUUUAUAUAUUUCUUUAACAUUCUUCUCCAGUUUAGGUUGGCUUACGUUUCUCCUGAGUCAAGGGUGGUUGGUGCUGGAGAUUUAGUUGAUCAACCAAAGCAAAUUGCUCUUCAUUACCUGAAGGGUUAUUUUCUUAUUGACUUGUUUAUUGUAUUUCCUCUUCCUCAGAUAAUGUUAUUGCUUGUACUACCAAAAUCCUUGGGAGGAGCAAAUUAUGCUAAGAAUCUUCUGCGUGCAGCAAUCCUAGUGCAAUAUAUUCCCAGACUAUUCAGGUUUCUUCCUCUACUAAUUGGCCAGUCUCCAACAGGAUUCAUAUUUGAGUCAGCAUGGGCAAAUUUCGUUAUAAAUCUUCUCAUUUUCAUACUAGCUGGCCAUGUUGUAGGCUCUUGCUGGUACCUCUUUGCUCUACAGAGGGUUAAUCAAUGUUUGAGAAAUGCAUGCCAUAGUUCUACUAUACCUGGAUGCCUGAACCUCAUUGAUUGCGGACAUGGUUAUCAUGGAAACAAUCAGCCUGGCCUAACAUCAGAGCAGUGGAACAAUAAUACAGAUGCUAUUGCUUGUUGGAAUUACCCUUCCAAUGGUACUUUUGUAUAUGGGAUCUAUGCCAAUGCUGUACCUCUUACUAUACGAACAGACAUGGUGGCCAAAUACGUGUAUUCUCUAUUUUGGGGGUUCCUGCAAAUCAGUACUCUGGCUGGUAAUCUAUUGCCUAGCAAUUUUGUGUGGGAAGUGCUUUUUACUAUAGCCAUCACGGCAUUAGGACUCUUGCUUUUUGCACUUCUCAUUGGAAACGUACAGAACUUUCUUCAAGGUCUUGGACGGAGGAGUCAAGAAAUGCAACUUAGAAGCCGCGAUUUUGAGCGAUGGAUGAGCCAUCGUCGCUUAUCAGAAAAUCUAAGAAGGAGAGUAAGACAGGCUGAACGGUAUACUUGGGCUGCAACAAGGGGAGUAAAUGAAGAAAUGCUUAUGGAGAAUUUGUCAGAAGAUCUCCAGAGAGAUAUAAGACGUCAUCUCUUCAAAUUUGUUAAGAAAGUUCGAAUUUUUUCACUGAUGGAUGAGCCUAUCUUGGAUGCCAUUUGUGAGAGACUAAGACAAACGACAUACAUCCAAGGAAGCAGAAUUCUGAGUCUUGGUGGUCUGGUAGAGAAGAUGGUAUUUGUGGUACGUGGGAAAAUGGAGAGCAUAGGAGAAGAUGGAACUAGAGUUCCCUUAUCAGAAGGUGAUGCAUGUGGAGAAGAACUUCUGACAUGGUAUCUUGAACAUUCUUCUGUCAGCACAGAUGGUAGAAAAGUAAGGCUUCCAGGACAAAGGUUGCUUAGCAGCAGGACAGUAAGGUGCUUAACAAAUGUGGAGGCCCUUUCACUCAGAGCUGCAGACCUUGAAGAAAUCACAAUCCUUUUCACAAGAUUCUUGAGGAAUCCACGUGUUCAAGGAGCCAUAAGGUAUGAAUCACAUUAUUGGAGAUCCCUAGCGGCAACCAGGAUUCAGGUUGCAUGGAGAUACAGGAAUAAACGUCUAAAUCGUGCUGAUUCCUCACUAUCAGAUUAAACAUUUGAGGUCAUAUAUGGGUUGCACUGCUAUGUCUGAAUUUUGGGACACACUUUGUACUCAAUCCAACAGAAUAUCAUAGAUUCACCAACAUGUUACCCACCUACAAAGUUGUCCUUUUUGUAAUUAAACAAUAAUGGGAAAAUUACUUCUACCUCCCCAGUUCACUCUCUAUUUACACUUUUGA